AUGGCGCAGGGAAGACAGUCUACGUUGAAAAACUUUGUCGGUUCAGGCGAUAAGCAGAAGAACCAAAAGUCCGCCUUGUCAUCCGAUAGCAAGCCCAAAGACAAGAAACUCCCCAAGAAACAGCAGGGUAUAGAUAAGGAACAACAGGAAGAAAACCCCAUUGCCGGUACUAGGGAUUCAGCGGCUACAACAAAAGCCACAUCCACAUCCACAAAAAGCGAGGUACAGCUCAGGUCAACUCAACAGAAUGGCAACCACAAAAGAUCUUCCCCACCCGAGCCAGAGACUGAAGACGACGAAGAUGAAGAUGUAAGACCUGCAAGCAAGAAGAGGAAGAUAACAUCCAGCGAAGCGAGACCUCUGCAGAAGGACGUCAAAUCGUCUAAGCAGUUAGUAUCACCUAAAAAGCCGGCUCCGAAAGAUGAGGAUGUAUCUACACCCUUGCCCGAUGGGGAAGAGACAGAGUCUGAAUCAGAGGCGGACGAGUCAUUAAGCGAGGCGGAAGAAAAGCAAGUCAACAAGAAGCAGGUUGCUAAGAUCCAGGCCACCAUUCAGAGCACGACCCAAACACCAUACCCUGAUUGGAAGGCUGGCAGUCCAGUUCCGUAUGCAGCAUUGUGUACGACCUUCUCUCUGAUCGAGUUGACAACGAAAAGAUUGCAGAUUACUGCGUAUUGCUCCCAAUUCCUGCAGCAGGUCCUCCGCCUCACUCCCGACGAUCUACUGCCGACAGUGCAACUCAUGCUGAACAAACUGGCAGCUGAUUAUGCUGGCAUCGAGCUAGGCAUUGGCGAGUCAUUGAUCAUGAAGGCCAUUGGAGAAAGCUCCGGCAGAUCGCUAGCUGUCAUCAAGGACGAUCAUCGUAAGAUUGGUGAUCUUGGUUUGGUCGCAGCGAAAAGCAAAUCCAAGCAAGGUCAGAUGUUCAAGCCCAAGCCACUUACUGUGAAAGGUGUGCACCAAGGUUUGCUAGAAAUAGCCAAGAUGGAGGGUCAUGGCUCUCAAGAUCAGAAAGUCAAGGCUAUUAACAAGAUUCUGGCAUCAGCUGAUGUAUCAUCCACGAGCAAGACAGUUGACAUUACCAAGGACAAAGGCGGCCCAUCAGAAGCGAAAUUCAUAGUUCGGUUUCUGGAAGGCAAGCUUCGACUCGGGUUGGCAGAGAGAACGGUAAUUGUUGCUCUCGCACAAGCCGUUGUUACCUACGAAGCCUCAAAGAAGGGCAAAGUCUCAAGUACAGAUCAACUGGCCAAGGGAGAGGCUGCCCUGAAGACUGUUUACAGCGAGCUUCCGUCCUACGAGGUUAUCAUUCCUGCAAUGCUUGAAUAUGGUAUCUUCAACUUGCACGAAAGUUGCAAACUACAGCCUGGUGUGCCUCUCAAGCCCAUGUUGGCCAAGCCGACCAAGUCAAUAUCUGAAGUUCUGGAUAGGUUUGAAGGCAAAGAUUUUACCUGCGAAUACAAAUAUGAUGGUGAGCGAGCUCAGAUACACUACGUUGCUCCAGAAGAGCAAUCCAAAUUUCCAGCCGCCAAAGAUAAUCUCAACAAGAACCCAAUGUCUACCAAAGGUCUUGCCGCAGUCUUCUCCAGGAACUCCGAAGACCUUUCCAAAAAGUAUCCUGACAUUCUUGAAAAGCUCAAUACCUGGAUUAAACCAGAAACCACGAGUUUUGUCCUUGAUUGUGAAGCUGUUGCCUGGGACCCUAAAGCCGAGAAAGUGCUUCCGUUCCAGCAGUUGAUGACCAGAAAGCGGAAAGACGUCAAGACGCAGGAUAUUACUGUCAAGGUCUGUGUAUUCGCCUUCGACUUUCUCUUUUACAAUGGAGAGGCUUUGGUCAACAAGACUCUGCGAGAGCGUCGAGAAUUGCUGCACGAAGCGUUCACUCCCGUCAAGGGUGAAUUCCAAUUUGCUCAGUAUGGUGAUACAAGAGACAUUGAAGAGAUUCAAACCCUUCUUGACGAGUCUGUGAAGGCUUCCUGUGAAGGUCUCAUGGUCAAAAUGCUUGAUACAGAAGAGUCUGGGUAUGAGCCUUCGAAGCGCUCACGCAAUUGGCUGAAAGUCAAGAAAGAUUACCUGUCUGGUGUCGGAGACUCAAUCGAUCUUGUCGUCGUUGGAGGCUACUAUGGUAAAGGCAAGCGCACAAACUGGUAUGGAGCUUUCAUGUUGGCUUGCUACAACUCCAAGACGCAGAAUUUUGAAACAGUAUGCAACAUCGGAACAGGAUUCAGCGAAUCCAUCCUGGAAGAGCUUCAUGAUCAACUGCAGGAUAUUGUCAUUGAGAGGCCUAAACCAUUCUACAGUCACUCCUCUGUUACCGCCCAUCAACCUGAUGUAUGGUUCGAACCAAAAUACGUGUGGGAAGUGAAGACCGCUGAUUUAACGCUAAGUCCACGUUAUCGAGCUGCGAUCGACGAAAUAGGACAAGGUAUUAGUUUGCGGUUUCCUAGAUUCAUUCAGCGAAGAGACGAUAAGAAGCCCGAGGACGCCACGACUUCUGGUGCAAUCGUGGAAAUGUACAAGAAGCAAGAAGUGGUCAACAAGGCUAAUGCUGGUAAAGGUGUUGAUGAUGAUUUUGAGUACUGA
Lithohypha guttulata is the source of this 2577-nucleotide messenger RNA. RefSeq names its product ATP-dependent DNA ligase Cdc17 (gene cdc17). Gene Ontology annotation, molecular function: DNA ligase (ATP) activity; ATP binding; DNA binding. Lineage: Eukaryota; Fungi; Ascomycota; Eurotiomycetes; Chaetothyriales; Trichomeriaceae. Gene Ontology annotation, cellular component: mitochondrion; nucleus. Bases 1 to 2577 code for a protein of 858 amino acids. Gene Ontology annotation, biological process: DNA recombination; lagging strand elongation; Okazaki fragment processing involved in mitotic DNA replication. The record is from RefSeq and is a predicted model, not a curated record. The transcript has 2 exons.